UGCCACAUCGGAUGAUACAAUCCAGGCUCAUAUUUGACCUCCGCCACGUGAAUUCAUUUCUUUCCGUCCCCCCUUUUCGCUACGAGGGCUUGAAUCGAGUGCCCGAAUUGGUGCAGCAAGACGAUUGGCUAUCCACCAUCGAUCUAAAAUCAGGCUACCACCAUGUGGAUAUCCAUCCCUCGUAUUGGCGUUUCCUUGGUUUUACACUCCAAGGGCAGCGCUUCCAGUUUCUCUCAUUGCCUUUUGGUCUAGCUACUGCGCCGUUCGUUUUUACUCAGCUGAUCAAGCAGCUCGCAAAACGUUGGCGCGGACGCAGCAUCCGACUUAUCCCAUACGUCGAUGACAUUUUGUUCAUCAAUGCUACUCGAGCCGAGGCCCUUAGCCACUGUGCCGUCAUUUUAGCGGAUCUUCAGUCAGCUGGCUUUGCUGUCAACUUCAGGAAGUCGCAGCUCGAACCAACCCACUGCCUAAAACCGCCACAUUGUGGAGGAACCAGGUUCGAAACCGACCUUCCGAGCACCAUAUCGGCUAAGCCCCAUAGAACUAGCCGACAUGAAGAAACAGAUCGAGUAUCUCCUCGCCAAAUGACUCAUCCGACCAUCCACUUCACCAUACAGUGCCCCAGUACUCUUCACACCGAAACCGGACGGAAGCCUGCGCAUGUGCAUCGACUACCAAGCCCUCAACAAGCAGAUCAUCAAGAACAAGUACCCGAUUCCACGAAUCGAUGACCUGCUUGACCAGCUUCGAGGA
This is a messenger RNA of Closterium sp. NIES-67, 753 nucleotides long. The record is from the annotation of a GenBank genome assembly. NCBI's taxonomy places the organism in Eukaryota, Viridiplantae, Streptophyta, Zygnematophyceae, Desmidiales, Closteriaceae.